Molecule: messenger RNA, 2194 nt
Organism: Cucumis melo (muskmelon)
Lineage: Eukaryota; Viridiplantae; Streptophyta; Magnoliopsida; Cucurbitales; Cucurbitaceae
Product: carnosic acid synthase-like
Exons: 2
Coding region: 351-2012 (553 amino acids)
Molecular function (GO): monooxygenase activity; heme binding; oxidoreductase activity, acting on paired donors, with incorporation or reduction of molecular oxygen
Source: RefSeq, a predicted model, not a curated record
UAUUUUGUUAGAGAGAAAACUUGUUAGGAGCGUAGACAAAGUUGUACAAUAGUUAGGAAAUGAACAAGCAUGAACGUAUAAUAUAAGUAUAGACAUCUAAUUUUAUGGUUUGUAGGUAAUAUUAUAUUACUGUGGAGACAACGAGGAAUUUAUGUUUGUAGCCUAACGCAACUACCCUACUGUACAACCCUUACUGCUCGCAAUGGAAUAUUGUCACGUUGCCAUAUACUUAUCUUUCUUAAAUUAUGGGACAGAGGUCAGAGGGAGGGAGGAGGGUUUGGGACAUAAUUAUUAUUAUAUUUGUGGUGUUGCACUUCAGACAAUCUACCAGUACUAUAUAAAGGCUACCAAUGUUUCAAGUUCUAACAUCUUCAAAUUUGUUUAAAGAUCUUCCCCAACCUUCAAAGCAUUUACUUUUCCAAAACCCCAUUGGUGUAAUUCCUAUGUCAAUCUCAGCUGAUCUCUCCUUCUCCAUUCUCCCCUCAUUUUGGUCUACAUAUUUCAAUGAAAACAAUCAAAUUUCAAUCUCCAUUCUCUUAGUCUUCCUCGUUCUCACUCUCUUCCGGUUCCGACCCAAAUUCUGGCGUCCCUGUUUGCCUCCAGGUCCCUGUGGCCUGCCGCUGGUCGGUUACCUUCCAUUUUUAUCAGGCAAUCCCCACCACAAAUUAACCCAUUUGGCCAAAAUCUACGGCCCAGUUUACAAGCUCCGUCUUGGGCCCAAGCUCUGCAUCGUUCUCAAUUCCCCAGCUUCCGUCAAAGAAGCCUUCCACCACCAAGAAACUCUCUUUCCCAAUCGAGACACCACCGUUUGUGCUCUUCUCUCCGGCUACGGCGGUUCGGGCAUUGUCUUUGCCCAGGAUGAGGGGGAUUGGAAGAAGCUAAGAAAAAUCUUCACCCGGAAAAUGAUUAGCAAGUCAAACCUCGACGCGUCCUACUUUGUUCGAAGACAAGAGGUGAGAAAAGUGAUUAAAGGUGUGUUCGAAUCGGUGGGAACACAAAUAGACAUUGGGAAGGUGAGUUUCCAUGCGACAAUGAAAUCGGUUCUAGCAAUGACAUGGGGCGAUUCGGGGCGGCUGAUGGGAGAGGAUGGGGUUGGUUUGGAAGAGAAGUUUAGGGAAAUGAUGGAUGAACUGAUGGUGUUGCUUGGAAGUCCGAAUGUGUCGGAUGUUUUUCCGGUGUUAGGUCGGUUUGAUUUGCAGGGAAUUGGAAGGAGGACGAAGAAGGUGAUGGGUGUGUUGGAUGGGAUUCUGAAUUUUUCCAUUGAAGAGCAAAGGAAGAUGGGAGGAAAAGGAAAUGGUGAAGGAAAAGGAGGGUACUUGCAGUUGUUGUUGGAGCUUCAGGAUAAUGAAGAUAAUUCAGAGUGCAUUACGAAUGACCAACUCAAAGCUUUGCUAUUGGACAUUGUGAUUGGUGGAACGGAAACAACAGCGACUACAGUUGAGUGGGCAAUGGCAGAAUUGAUGCAACAUCCAAAUACAAUAAAGAAAGUGAAAGAAGAACUAAAGAAAGUGAUAGGUUUAAACGCAGUAGUAGAAGAAUUUCACUUCUCCAAAUUAUGCUAUUUAAAUGCCGUGAUUAAAGAGACACUUCGUUUACAUCCACCGAUUUUUCUAUUAGUGCCUCGAUCUCUUACUUCUUCAACCACUCUUGGAGGGUACUACAUCCCAAAGGAUUCAACCCUCUACUUCAACCUUUGGGCCAUUCAAAGAGAUCCUAAGACUUGGGAUAAUCCCUCCAAGUUUAUGCCAGAAAGGUUCAUAAACAAUAACAAUGAUAACGCCAUGGAGUUUUACCCAUUUGGAUAUGGAAAAAAAUCAUGUGCAGGGGUCGCAUUGGCCGAGAGGAUGCUGAUGUUCAUAUUGGCAUCUUUGUUGCAUUCUUUUGACUGGGAAUUGCCUAAGGAUUCAGUGAUUGAUUUUAAAGAGAAAUUUGGAAUUGUCAAUAAGAAGUUGAACCCUUUGGUUGCUAUUCCUACACCAACACUCUCCAAUUCGGACCUCUACUUGGCCUAAAAUAGGGAAUCAAUAAUUUAUAUUAUAGUUUGGGUAUGUUAUUCUAAGUUUGUAGCUAGCUUUCUAAAAGACUAGUAGUUGUUAUUGCAUGCUGCAAAAUUUGGCAAACUUGGAAAGAUGUAUUACCAUGUUUGGUAAAUGAAUUUAAUUAUAAAAGUAAGAAAAAAUAUUUUUAGUUAUUA